This is a messenger RNA of Poecilia reticulata (guppy), 2171 nucleotides long. NCBI's taxonomy places the organism in Eukaryota, Metazoa, Chordata, Actinopteri, Cyprinodontiformes, Poeciliidae. The record is from RefSeq and is a predicted model, not a curated record.
CUAUUUUAUUCUGCUUUUCAAAAACACGGUGGAUUUAAUUUAAAACAUGGCACACAGUGGCUGUUAUCGAUGUAGGAAUGAAGAUCAGGCUAGCCUGCAGACGGACAGCAGUUCUGAGCCCACGACCCCUGAAGAAUUGGAGCUGGAAAACAACGAACUCCGACAGUUGGUGGAUGAUCUCCGACGGACCAUCGAGUGCUCCAAACCUGGCAGGAGAUCCAGGCAAUCGGUCUUGCAAGCUAACUGUGACAUGUUAGCAAGUGAGAACGAUGCACUUCAAGCGCAAAUCAUGUGUUUUCGUGUAGAGCUGGAAAGAACACAGCUCAGACAUGAGGACAUGAGAGCUGAGGUGCGAUGCCUGGAAGAAGCUCGACUGGCUCUGAAAAAAAGACUCCUGAGGCUUCGGAUGAACUUGAAAAGGGCAUAUCUGUGCAUUCAAAGGCGAUCCGAAGACCUGCAGAGUCUUUCAGAGGAGUUGGGCGAUAUCCAGAGCCAGUACAACAGUGACUGCGAGGAGAUCAAGUACCUUAGACAGCAAAACAAGACUUUACUGUCUGAAAGUGCUGGGCUAAGGGAAAGAUUGGCUCGACAGCCGACUGAGGAGCACCAGGAGAUCCAGGGACCAGAUUCAGCUCUCGGAAAAGUCUGUAAAAAGCUUCUCGCAGAGAGAAAAUGGCUUCCAGGUCUGAGAAGGAUCUUUUCUGCCCCAUCUGCCACGAAAUCUUCACGGAUCCUGUGGUUCUGUCGUGCAGCCACAGCUUCUGUCAAGCCUGCGUUCAGACCUGGUGGAGGGAAAAGCAAAUAAACGAGUGUCCGGUUUGCAAGGAAAGGCCUCUGAGCAACCCGCCCAUCAGCUUGGCUUUGAGGAAUCUGUGUUUAGCGGAAAAAACGAAGCUGUCAGCAGGAGCGGAGCCGGGUCUGUGCAGCCAGCACAACGAGAAGCUAAAGCUGUUCUGCCUGGACCACCAGCAGUCCGUCUGCGUCGUCUGCAGGGACUCCAAAGCUCACAGCAACCACAGGUUUAGACCCAUCGACGAGGCGGCGGAGGAGCGCAGGGAGGAGGUCCGGGAGUCCCUCACGGCUCUGCGGGAAAAGCUGAAGCUCUUCGAAGAGGCGAAGUUGAGCUGCGACCAAAACGCCAAACACAUCAAGAGCCAGAACAGAAACACAGAGAAGCAGAUCCGGGAUCAGAUCAGGAAGUUUCACCAGCUUCUGCAGGAGGAAGAGGAGGCCCGCAUCGCCGCGCUGAGGGAGGAAGAGCGGCAGAAAAGCAAAGCGAUGAGGGAGGAAUCCGAAGCUCUCGGCAGGAUUAUCUCAGAUCUCUCCAACACCAUCAGAGAGACGGAGAAGCAGCUGAAGGCUGAGAGCGUUUCCUUCCUGCACUCCUACAAAGCUGCCUUAAAAACAGCCGAACAGCGCCGCCUGCAGGAGGAACCGGCACCGUCCGCCAGCGCCCUGCUGGACGUGGCCAAACAUCUGGGCAACCUGAGCUUCAACAUCUGGACCCAGAUGAAGGCGGCUGUCUGCUUCUCCGCCGUGGUUCUGGACCCAAACACGGCUCACCCCGAGCUGAACCCGGCCGACGACCUGAGCGCCGCGACGCACGGAGAGCGGCUCAAGCUGCCGGACAACCCGGAGCGGUUCGGCUGGUGCCGCGCCGUGCUCGGCUCGGACGGGUUCACUUCCGGGUCGCACAGCUGGGAGGUCGAGGUCGGAGACGGCGGCGGCUGGGAGGUGGGCGUGGUGGAGGAGUCCGCAGACAGGAAGGGGUCCAUCGGGUCGGGGUCGUGGAGGAUCGGUUCGGACGGCGCCUUUCUGGCCUUCUUCCCUCCAGGGAGAAGUUCGGUUCUGUCCGUCAAGCCGCCCCGGAGGAUCCGAGUCCAACUGGACUGGGAGAGGGGGAAGCUGUCGUUCUCCGAUGCCGAUACUGACGGCCACGUCCACAGCUUCAGCCACUGCUUUACUGAGAAACUGUUUCCUUUUUUCAGCAUCAAGAAGGACAAAACAAUGAAAAUAUUAACAAAACCAGUUUCUGCCUCUGUGGGCCAAUGAUGGGAGGAGAUCCAGUGAUGGGAGGAGAUUCAGUGANGGGAGGAGAUCCAGUGAUGGGAGGAGAUCCAGUGAUGGGAGGAGAUUCAGUGAUGGGAGGAGAUUCAGUGAUGGGAGGAAAC